Messenger RNA from Pelagomonas calceolata, 1155 nucleotides. NCBI's taxonomy places the organism in Eukaryota, Pelagophyceae, Pelagomonadales, Pelagomonadaceae. The record is from the annotation of a GenBank genome assembly.
GUGAAAUUAUUUCUGCCAUAACGCGCGAUCCGAUGCCCUCACGGCAAGAUAAGCUGCUACGCAUCAAGCUGCCCAACGUCCGACGCCGCUGGAGCCGCGUCGACGGGGCAGGCCUGUUGGCUCUGGUUGUGGUAGGCGUGCUGUAUUGCUGGUGGACAAUUGGUGGGCAGUGAUGAACGAGCUGCCCAAGGUUCGGCGCCACUGGUGCGAAACGCUUGCUGACCUGCUAAUUUUGGUGGUUGUUUUAUUACCUUUCUGGUUCCUCGGACAGUGAUGCUGCCCCUGUGGUUGCUGCUGCCCCUCGUCGAUGGCGUCAGCCAGAACGUCUCCGACUACUGCAAAGAAAUGCAAGCGCGCCGCCCGCAGCGGGCCAAUGUCAUCCUCGCGCUGCGCGGCGAGAGCUUCCGCAACGGCGCCGGUCAAGCGACGAUUCACACGUGCUGCCCAAGUUCGUACGCGCGGCAGCGCGAAGUCUUCGCGUCGCACAAGGCAUUUAUCGAACAACUCGCGGCGCGCGGCUUCGGCACGACUCGUCUCCUAGCAACAACAUACUCGUGCAGUCGCGGUCAGAACUACACCGAGGACUUGCGGCGGUGGUACGCGCCCUGGCUUCAGAGGGAAGCAGACUGGAAUGUCCUGCCGCACUCGGCCAAGUCCUACUCCCAGCACAAACGCGACGCCAUGGCCAGCCUACGCAUGCCGUCGAACCACCUCGCCGAGCUGCAGGCGGACCGGCCCGGCCUGAUGACCCAGUCCAAGGUCAUCGACGAGCUCCUGGGCCGCGUGCGACCAAUCGUCGAGGCGACGCCGCCCAAACUACUGGUCAUGCUCCGCUUCGACACCGCCAUUCACGUGAAAAACUGGGCGCUCUUCGACGAGUGUCUCGGCUCGGGCCCCCUGGCCGACUUCGCGUCCCACGAUAUUUUGGACCUCAUACCUGACAGUUAUGCCCCAUGCUUCAGUGCAUGGGACGACGUGCAUGAUAACCUCGGAGCGGGGACGAUGGUGAAGGAUAUGCGGCGCAUGUUCCAGCUGCCGCCGGAGCGGCGGGACUGCAUCGAGAAUAUUCAGCUGCGGAAGCUGACGGGCACGUGCCUCGAGGACGACUCGUUUCCGGAUAGGGCGUGGUACAAUCGCGGUCACCCUAAUUAAUUG